Molecule: messenger RNA, 183 nt
Organism: Podospora pseudopauciseta
Lineage: Eukaryota; Fungi; Ascomycota; Sordariomycetes; Sordariales; Podosporaceae
Exons: 2
Coding region: 1-183 (60 amino acids)
Source: RefSeq, a predicted model, not a curated record
AUGAACCAGCUGCAUCUUAUCUCAAGCGCAGACAGACUGGGUGGCCGGGUCAGCUCUACCCCAAGCCGGUCCGGCCGGAUUCAUAGGGGAGCCGCCUUCUCGCUGCGUUGCAAGCCGCUCAAAUCAUAUUCCGGGUCGCCUCUACCACUGCUCAGCAUCAUCAGCAACAAGCUGACUCCCUAG